AAACUCAAGAGGUAAACUGCGUCAUUUUGAGUAGAAGAAGCUUUACCACCACGACUUUGACGUCAGGAGACUGGUGCUAGCUUGACCUUCCUUCUGCUCGGUAACAAACAGAAAGAUGGCUGGACGCAUGUUUGCAAAUUGGUGGGCCAAAAUGAGCCCUUACUACACCAAGGCCUAUCAAGAAAUGUGGGUCGGUGUUGGCAUCAUGACGUACCUCUACUACAAAAUCUCCUAUGGAGGCAAGAAAGCAGUGAAGGACAAGCCAGCACAUUAGGGUUUUCCACUUCUGACCAACCCCUCCUGCUGUAAAGUUACCCCCAUUCACAUUGGACAUCUUGUUAAUAUGGAUCUAAUAAAGUUGUCAGUGAACAAA
Molecule: messenger RNA, 373 nt
Organism: Hippocampus comes (tiger tail seahorse)
Lineage: Eukaryota; Metazoa; Chordata; Actinopteri; Syngnathiformes; Syngnathidae
Gene: atp5mj
Product: ATP synthase membrane subunit j
Exons: 4
Coding region: 116-274 (52 amino acids)
Cellular component (GO): mitochondrion
Source: RefSeq, a predicted model, not a curated record